Molecule: messenger RNA, 3345 nt
Organism: Penicillium paradoxum
Lineage: Eukaryota; Fungi; Ascomycota; Eurotiomycetes; Eurotiales; Aspergillaceae
Product: endopeptidase La
Exons: 3
Coding region: 1-3345 (1114 amino acids)
Biological process (GO): mitochondrion organization; chaperone-mediated protein complex assembly; protein catabolic process
Cellular component (GO): mitochondrial matrix
Molecular function (GO): serine-type endopeptidase activity; ATP binding; ATP hydrolysis activity
Source: RefSeq, a predicted model, not a curated record
AUGCUCCGCGGCCAGACCCUCCCCUGGAGAGCUGCGCUCCAUCAAACACCUCGACCUCUCCUCCGACGGCCAUUUAUUGCUUCACCCAGAUAUAAUGCAACCUUCCGGUCAACAUUAAGUUCGGCCCGUCUUGGUCGCUCUCUUCCCACGUCUUCCCGCGGCUUCUCUGUAAGCUCCAUUCAGCGGAGAGAGAAGCCCCCACCAGAGGACCCCAAAGAUGAAUCGGAAGGAAAGUCAGAGCAAGAGACGAGCCAGGAUGAUCAAGAAACGGAACGAGCUCCCGAAUCCCGCAGGAAAGGACCCGAUUCAGGGAAGAAUAUCCCUUCUGCAGAUCAGGUAGCCCCCGUGCGGAGAAAAGACCGGUCGUCUGAUAAAGAGCGCGGAGUAGAAGAUGGACCAAAGAAGGAGGCCAAUGCAUCAGACGGAAAGGGGAACUCGAAUGACACACCGUUGCCCAUACCACCAAGUGAUGGCCCGGCCGACUCCAAACCUAGCGGCGCAAGCAGUGGCGGUAAUAACGGCAAUGACGAUGGCGGGAAGAAGGGCAAGAAGGCUUCCGGAGAAAAGGCUUUACAAAAACCAGCAGUCCCAGAUGUCUACCCACAGGUGAUGGCAAUUCCUAUCGCGAAGCGUCCACUAUUCCCUGGCUUCUAUAAAGCGAUCACUAUCCGCGACCCGAAUGUCGCCGUUGCGAUCCAAGAUAUGAUGAAACGGGGUCAGCCGUACGUCGGAGCGUUCUUGUUCAAGGAUGACAAUGCCGAUGGCGAUGUGAUUGAGAAAUUGGAUGACGUUUACGAUACAGGAGUCUUCGCUCAGAUCACCGCCGCAUAUCCCCUCCGUGGGGAGGCAAGCGGCGUGACAGCAGUUCUCUACCCCCAUCGCCGUAUCAAGAUCUCAUCGUUAAUUCCCCCCGGAGACAACAAGGAGGCUACACCCCCGCCCGUGCCUACGUCGGAAGACAAGACGACUGAAAAGCGAGGUGAUGUCGUGGCCAGUUUCGAAGAAACCGCUCCCGAGCCUGCCCCCAAAGACCAUUAUGAACCCACAUCUUUCCUCAAGAAGCACUCCGUCAGCCUGGUUAACGUGGAAAAUUUGGUCGAAGAGCCGUUCGAUAAGAAGAAUGCAAUUAUUCGUGCGGUAACGAGUGAGAUUGUUAAUGUAUGCAAGGAGAUCGCGACCUUGAAUCCUUUGUUCCGCGAUCAAAUCUCCGCAUUCUAUACCGAUCAGUUCCCAGGAAACCUCAGCGACGAACCUGCUAAAUUAGCCGAUUUCGCUGCCGCUGUAUCUGCAGGCGAGCUUCAUGAAAUGCAGGAGGUUCUCGAGACGAUGAACAUCGAGGAGCGUCUUCCUAAGGCACUUAUCGUUCUGAAGAAGGAGUUGAUGAACGCUCAGCUACAAUCAAAGAUCACCAAGGAUGUUGAAGCCAAGAUCCAGAAACGCCAGCGCGAAUACUGGCUGAUGGAGCAAAUGAAGGGCAUCAAGAGAGAACUUGGCAUCGAAUCCGACGGAAAAGAUAAGCUUGUCGAGAAGUUCAAGGAGAAGGCCGAAAAGCUUGCCAUGCCUGAGAUUGUCAAGAAGGUCUUCGACGAGGAGCUCAACAAGUUGGCACACCUUGAGCCUGCCGCGUCCGAGUUCAAUGUCACCCGCAACUACCUGGAUUGGCUGACCCAAAUUCCAUGGGGCCAGAAGAGCGUGGAAAACUUUGGCAUCAAGAAUGCGGUGAGUGUCUUGGAUGAAGACCACUACGGAUUGAAGGAUGUCAAGGAUCGUAUCCUUGAGUUCAUCGCCGUCGGCAAGCUCCGUGGAACUGUCGAAGGAAAGAUUUUGUGCCUUGUUGGCCCACCCGGUGUUGGAAAGACUAGUAUUGGCAAGUCCAUAGCUCGCGCGCUGAACAGACAAUACUACCGAUUCUCCGUUGGUGGUUUGACCGACGUCGCAGAGAUCAAGGGCCACCGGCGCACCUACGUGGGUGCCCUGCCUGGACGUAUCAUUCAAGCUCUCAAGAAAUGUCAAACUGAAAAUCCUCUGAUCCUGAUCGACGAGGUUGACAAGAUUGGGCGUGGCCACCAAGGCGAUCCGUCCUCCGCUCUGCUCGAACUUCUUGAUCCUGAACAGAACAGCUCAUUCUUAGAUCACUACAUGGAUGUUCCUGUGGAUCUGUCCAAGGUUCUCUUUGUUUGCACAGCAAAUGUGACCGACACUAUUCCUCGGCCCUUGCUGGAUCGUAUGGAGCUCAUUGAGCUGUCCGGUUAUGUGGCAGAUGAGAAGAUGGCCAUUGCUGAACGAUAUCUGGCUCCCGCCGCCCGGGAGUUGACCGGUCUGAAGGAUGUGGACGUCAAUCUUGAGAAGGAGGCCAUUGAGGAGUUGAUCAAGUCCUACUGCCGUGAGAGCGGUGUCCGCAACCUGAAGAAGCAAAUUGAAAAGGUCUACCGAAAGGCAGCAUUCAAGAUUGUGCAAGACCUUGGCGAGGAUGUGAUGUCCGAAGAAGCGGCACUGACCGAAGAGGGCAAGGCUGCUCAAGAGGAGUCGAAGGAGCAUGAACCAGCUGAUCCGGCGCAAGUUCCCAUUGAGCCAGAAAAGUCGACCACAGAGAUUCCUCGACUCGCGCUCAAGGUUCCUGAAAAUGUGCAUCUCAGCAUCGGCAAGGGAACAUUGAAGGAUUACGUUGGACCUCCUGUCUUUACCGCCGACCGCCUGUACGACCAGUUCCCUCCUGGUGUCACCAUGGGUCUGGCAUGGACUAGCAUGGGCGGAGCGGCUCUCUACGUCGAAUGUAUCUUGGAGAACGCGUUGAAGCAUAACUCGCGUCCGGGUCUCGAGAUCACCGGAAACCUCCAAAACGUUAUGAAGGAGUCUACUCACAUUGCGUACUCAUUCGCCAAGUCUGUUAUGGCCCGACAAUUCCCCGAGAACCUGUUCUUCGAAAAGGCCAAGGUUCACCUGCACUGCCCUGAAGGCGCUGUCCCUAAGGAUGGUCCUUCUGCGGGUAUCACCAUGGCCAGCGCCUUGCUGUCUUUGGCCCUUAACCACUCCCUUGAGCCCACCGUUGCCAUGACCGGUGAACUCACGGUGACUGGCAAGGUCCUGCGCAUUGGAGGUUUGAGGGAGAAGACGGUGGCUGCCCGUCGGGCUGGUGCCACCAAGAUCCUCUUCCCUGCAGAUAACACAUCCGACUGGCUUGAGCUCCCAGAGAACAUCAAGGAGGGUAUUGAAGGCCACCCGGUGAACUGGUACUCGGAAGUCUUUGACCUUCUUUUCCCCAGUCUUGACCAGGAGGCUGCCCGCACCGUCUGGCAAAAAGCCCUGGCUAAGCCCGAGAAGGCUAGCCGCGAUGAUGAAGAGUAG